GACGCUGGUCACCUCCUGUGAGAUCUCUCUCUGCCCCCAUUCCAUGGUGGCUGCCUUUCCAUGUCCUCAACCGUUCUGCUUCCCCAGCGCAGAGGACAGUGACCACGUUCCCACAGCUGGUUCUGAGAGGUGGCCUCAGCACCUUCACACCAGGUCUCCUGGAAGGGGGAGCCUGUGAGCCCUUUGAGUGCUUAGGCCUGUGUGUCCUACGCAGAAGUCCCUGGCCACAUGUGGCUAUUUACACCCAAAUUGAUUAAAUUUAAAUUGAUAAGUAAAAACUCAGUUCCUCGGUUGCCUAAACCCUGCCCCCAGCCCAGUGGCCACCUGUGCCAGUUACAGAGCUUCUCUGUCCUGGCAGGAUGGUCUUUGGCCUGCACCAAUAACAAUAAUAAGCACCUUUAGGAACAGGCCUGGGUGUGGCUGGUUCAGCAUUUAUCCUCAAUACCUAGGAAAUUGUAUGCGCUCAAGAAUUUUUGUUGAAUGAAUAAAUCUGUAUUUGUUUCUUAUAUAUAUGCAAAUUGGGAAGCAAAUAUUAAUCUUGGAAUUGUUACUUCAAAUCUGGCAAUGAAGUUCCAUAAUAUCUUCUUCCUAUUUUCCCUCUUAUCAGGUAUCAUGAUAUUACUCGGUUUGAUUUCAAGCCAUUUAUGAGACCCUAAAUCUCUCAAAAAUGGAAAACAUAGUGCCAUCCUUCCUGGGGGAUCCUGACUGUUGGUGAUGGCAGAGCUGAGCCUGCCAGCAGCUCACAACGUGUCAGCCCAGUCUGAGUGGUCCUGACCAUGGACGGAGCAUCGGCUGUUCAGGGGAGCCUCUUGGAGGAUGGAUCCCACAGUGGCACCUCAGCCCUUCCUGAUGCCCUCCCAAAGGCCCUGGGCCCACAGGCACCACCUGACCAAUGGGACAAAGCCCAGCGUGCCAGCGUCGCGGUGGACAGAGCUAUGGCUGAAGGAGAAAGCCCAGACGUGCCCAACGAGGGGGAUGCAUGUCAGAAUGGGCCGACAUCACAGCUCCCAGGCCCUCCAUCAGCGCUCAGUCCCAUCAGGAGCCCAGUGGGUCCUGAUGCCCCUCCAGGCUCCAUAGAGGCUUCGCUGCCCCUGGAGAAGGAGGAGCAGGUCCGACUUCAGGCUCGGAGGCGGCUGGAGGAGCAGCUCAGACAGUACAGGGUGAAGCGCCAGCAGGAACGAUCCAGCCAACCUGCAACUAAAAUGAGACCUUUCAGCACACUUGAUCCUGAACUCAUGUUGAACCCAGAAACCUUACCAAGGGCCAGCACUGUGGCCAUGACAAAGGAGUAUUCCUUCCUGCGCACCAGUGUGCCUCGGGGGCCGAAGGUGGGCAGCUUAGGGCACCUGGCACAUUCUAAGGAGAAAAAAAGUUCCAAAUCAAGCAAAAUUCGGUCCCUGGCUGAUUAUAGAACUGAAGACUCAGACGCUGGGAAUUUGGGUGGAAAUGUUCUGGCCACAGACUCCACUAGGGGCUCCCUGAAGCAGAACCGAAGCAGCGUGACAGCAGUGGUGUCUGAAGUCAGCCUGGGCCCUGAGGCCGAUGACCUGGAGAACUCGUCCCUGACUGGAGACAACAUGUCUGAGGCUGAUGGGAAUGAGAGUGACAGCUCUUCCUAUAGUGGUGUCUCCACCCGGGGAGUGCUCGGCCUUCUGGUGAACAGUGCAGGUAGGCGUGAAGCCUCCUACGUGAUCAACGGCCAGGAGAUUGCCGCCAGUUCCCUGGGCCAGUUCCCGUCCAUCACGGAUGUCCUCCAGGCCGCUGCAGCCGAGCACCGAGACCGGGGCCCAGAGGUCAAUGGGGAGACGCGGAGCCGGACAGACAGCAUCUGCAGCAGUGUGUCCAUGGAAGGCUCUGUGGCUGAAACUCAUGAUGAGAUGUUGCAGAUUCUUAAAGAAAAAAUGAGACUUGAAGGACAGCUAGAAGCCUUAUCCCAGGAGGCUAGUCAGGCACUAAAGGAAAAGGCAGAGCUGCAGGCCCAGCUGGCUGCCCUGAACACACGGCUGCAGGUGCAGGAGGAGGACAGCCACAGCAGCCAGCGGAAGCAGGAUGCGCUCAGUUCGGAGGUGGACACCUUGAAGCAGUCCUGCUGGGACCUGGAGCAGGCAAUGAGCGACCUGCAAAACACACUAGAGGCCAAGAAUGCCAGCCUGUCGUCCUCCCACCACGACCUGCAGGUGGCAGAGGAGCAGUAUAAGCGACUCCUGGCCAAAGUGGAGGAGAUGCAGAGCAGCAUGCUCAGCAAGGACAGCACAGUGCACGACCUGCGGCAGCAGAUGACAGCCUUGCAGAGCCAGCUGCGGCAGGUGCAGCUGGAGCGCACAACGCUCACCAGCAGGCUGAAGGCAUCCCAGGCGGAAAUCACGUCUCUGCAGAGUGUCAGGCAGUGGUACCAGCAGCAGCUUGCCCUGGCCCAGGAGGCCCGGGUCAGACUGCAGGGCGAGAUGGCCCACAUCCAGGUUGGACAGAUGACCCAGACGGGCCUCCUGGAGCACCUGAAACUUGAGAACGUGUCCUUGUGCCAGCAGCUGACAGAAACCCAGCGCAGAGCCAUCAGGGAGAAGGAGCACGUGGCCCUGCGGCUCCGGGGCAUCGAGGCUGACAUGUUGGACCAAGAAGCUGCCUUUGUGCAGAUUCAAGAGGCGAAGACGAUGGUGGAGGAGGACCUGCAGAGGAGACUGGAGGAGUUCGAGGAGGAGAAGGCACAGUUGCAGAAGAUGGCGGCCUCAGCAACGGCCCUGGAGCAGCAGCUAGAGCAGGUGAAGUUAACGCUGCACCAGCGAGACCAACAGCUUGAGGCCUUGCAGCAGGAGCACCUGGACUUGCUGAAGCAGUUCACUUCGACACAGGAGACCUUGCAGAGCCGGGAGCAGGCCCUUGGUGACCUGCAGGUGCGCUACGAUGAGCUGCAGGUCCAGCUGGAGGAGCUGCAGGGCGAGGGCGGAUCCAAGGACGACACCAUCCGCUUCCUGCAGAACGAGAAGAUUGUCUUGGAGGUGGCUCUGCAGGCGGCCAGGAGCUCUGGGGAGGAACUCGACAGAGGAGUCAGAAGCUUGGAAGAAGGUGCUGAGGAAACAUCAGAAAUUUUGGAGCAGUUACGACAGGAAUUAGCCAUCAAGUCCAGCCAGGUGGAGCACCUGCAGGAAGAUGCUGCCUCUCUAAAAAAGCAGAUGCAGAAAAUAAAGGAACAGUUUCUUCAGCAGAAGGUUAUGGUGGAGGCCUACCGACGGGACACUGCCUCCAAAGACCAACUCAUUGGCGAGCUCAAGGCCAUGAAGAAGAGGCUGGACUCGGAGGUGAAGGAGCUGAGGCAGGAACUGAUUCAGCUUCAAGGGGACAAGAAGUCUGUGGAGGCAGAGCAGUUGCGCUUGCAGAAAGAGGUGUCCCAGGUCCAGCAGCAGAUGGCGGCUCUCGAAGGGCAUCUGGAGUCGGUGCAGAGGGAGCGCGAUGAGAUGGAGACCCACCUGCAGUCUCUGCAGUUCGACAGGCAGCAGAUGGCUGUGCUGACGGAGACCAAUGAGGUGCUCCAGGCACAGGUGGAAGAGCUGCGGCAGGCUGCCACCAGGGCCAUCACAGAACAGAAGCAGAGGGUUACGCGGUUGGGCUCAGACCUGAGCAGCGCUCAGAAGGAGAUGAAGAGCAAGCAUAAGGCCUAUGAGAGUGCUGUGAGCAUCCUGAGCCGCCGUCUGCAGGAGGCCCUCACUGCCAAGGAGGCAGCCGAGGCCGAGCUGAGCCAGCUGAGAGCCCAGGCGGCUGACGGGGCCAGCAACCUCACGCUGCAUGAGAGAAUCCAGGCCCUGGAGCUGGAGCUGCAGACUGUGGGCCACAGCAAGGUGAUGCUGGAGAAGGAGCUGCAGGAGGUCAUCUCGCUAACCAGCCAGGAGCUGGAGGAGUACCGGGAGAAGGUGCUGGAGCUGGAGGACGAGCUUCAGGAAUCCAGAGGCUUCAGCAAGAAGAUAAAGCGCCUUGAGGAGUCGAAUAGGAAGUUGGCCCUGGAGUUGGAGCACGAGCGAGGGAAGCUCACUGGCCUCGGACAGUCCAACGCGGCUUUGCGGGAGCACAACAGCGUGUUGGAGACAGCAUUAGCCAAGAGGGAGGCCGACCUCAUGGAGCUGAACCUUCAGGUUCAGGCCAUCAUGCAGCGCAAGCAGGAGGAGGACCGCCAGAUGAGGCAGCUUGUGCAGACCUUACAAGUGGCCCUGGAGAGAGAGAAGCUGGAAGUGCACAGCCUCAGGGAACAGGUGGCUGCAGCCAAAGCAGAAGCAGGACACAACCACCGCCACUUCAAGGCCGCCUCCUUGGAGCUGAGCGAGGUGAAGAAGGACCUGCAGGCCAAGGAGCUCCUGGUGCAAACGCUGCAGGCAGCAGCCGAGCAUCUCCAGCUUCAGGAGGGGAGACAAGCCCAGGAAGUAGCACAGUUCCAGGCAGAGCUUGAGGAGGCACGCACCCAGCUGCAGCUCCUGCAGAAGCAGCUGGACGAGCAGCUGAGCAAACAACCCAUGGGAAACCAAGAGAUGGAAAACCUCAAGUGGGAGGUGGAUCAGAAGGAGCGAGAAAUCCAGUCCCUGAAGCAACAGCUGGAUCUGAAUGAGCAGCAGAGCAGGCGGGAGCUGGAUGGGGCUGAGCGGUCUCUGCAGAACAUCAAGUCUGAGCUGGAGCUGGUACGGGAAGACCUGUCUGUGACCCAGAAAGACAAGUUUGUGCUUCAAGCUAAAGUGUCAGAGCUGAAGAACAACAUGAAGACCCUGCUGCAGCAGAACCAGCAGCUCAAGCUGGACCUUCGACGUGGCGCGGCCAAGAUGAGAAAGGAGCAGAGAGGUGAGGCCAGCCCUUCCAGCCCCCUGACGCCGGUGAAGGUCCCGGACUGCCCCGUCCCAGCCUCACUGCUGGAGGAGCUGCUGAGGCCCCCACCCGCCGUGAGCAAGGAGCCCCUGAGGAACCUCAACAGCUGUCUCCAGCAACUGAAGCAGGAGAUGGACAGCCUGCAGCGCCAGAUGGAGGCCCACACCGUCACUGUGCAUGAGUCGCUGUCCUCAUGGACCCAGGGGGACCCUGCCGCCAACCCUGCUUCCUUGGGCGAGCAUGCCAACCCCGCAGGAGACACAGAGCCACCUGGUCCCAGCAGCCCAUCCAGAGAGGGGCUGGGAGCAGCUGCCGCUGAGCAACCCCACGCCCAGUGUGUAUAACUGCCCAGACUUCCCCUCACCAGGUUACGUUUCUGCUUCCCUCAGUGAUGGAAUUUACGUUCUGCAUUUGUCUUUACAAGGAGUAAAAUAACGGGAGGGAGCCACCUGCUGAUCACAACCAGCUCCCCACAGUGACCAAAUCCUAAACUCCUAGUUGAGUCUCAGUGAUAGUGUUGGAAGGUGUCUGGGGUGAUUUGCAGGAGGCGAAACCUCACCAGUGACGUGGACACUGCUCUGCAGCCACCAGUCCUGGGGAACCUGGUCGCAAGUCCACGUCCUCACUUCCCUGUGGGGCCCACAGGGGAGGCUUUACCUCCCCACAGAAGUGAGACUUUAUUGCACCUUUGGUUUUUAUUUUAUUUUCAUAGCCAUCGCACCAUAGGACGUGUAAAUACUGAGAAUCAUAACCUAACCUUUAAAAAGUAUGUUCUCAUAUUAUUUAAAAAUGACCUGAAUUGUCUGCUUUUUGAUUGCCUUUUGAAAAUCUGCUAUCAGGAAAUAAUGUACAUGUAGGAUUAAGGGAUGUCAGUCAGAAAAUUAUAUUUUAAGAAAUAUAAUUAUUUUAUUUACCUUCUAAAACCAAA
Molecule: messenger RNA, 5770 nt
Organism: Miniopterus natalensis
Lineage: Eukaryota; Metazoa; Chordata; Mammalia; Chiroptera; Miniopteridae
Gene: GOLGA3
Product: golgin A3
Source: RefSeq, a predicted model, not a curated record